Messenger RNA from Ectocarpus siliculosus, 2090 nucleotides. NCBI's taxonomy places the organism in Eukaryota, Phaeophyceae, Ectocarpales, Ectocarpaceae. The record is from the annotation of a GenBank genome assembly.
GUGGUCUGUGAAUGGUGAGGAUGUCGGCACCGGUGCUGUGACCGACACGAUGUUCAAGAAACCAGGGGCAUAUCAGUGCUCCGUGAGGGCGUUCAUCCAGAGGGAUGACGGGGAUGACGAGCGAGAAGAAGGAGCAACGCCCGGCCUUGAUCGUCGCCGCCUAGCGGCGGCGGCGGAGGAGGAAGAGGCGGUAUCGGAAAAGAACGGUUCCUCGCGGUCAGCGUCGUCGCGACCGUCGGCGGAGGGCAGCCGAGCGACGAGGACGGUUGGCGGCGGCACAGCAAGCACGGGCGGGCGCGUCGUGGAUCCCGUUAACACGCUCAACUUCGUGGUCGUGGUGAAGUACAUCCGUCGAGAGAUCCGGACGCUGACGGACCGCGACCGGGAGACGUUCUUCAACGCCGUGUCCAUCAUGCAGCGCGUGCCCAGCGCGGUGGGCCAGCAGGUGUACGGGAGCAAGUACUACAGCAAGGACUUCUUCAACCGGAUUCACCUCUACUACGGCGGGCGCGAAGACUGCGACCACUGGCACGCCGGGGCCGGGUUCGUAACCUCCCACAUCGCCGUGUCCCUCAUGUACGAACAGUCGCUACAGGCGAUCAACCCCGCCAUUGCGCUUCCCUACUGGGACUUCACCAUUGAGGGCACGUUCUUCGACUGGAGCAACUUCAGGUCGAGCUCCAUCUUUUCGGACGACUGGUUCGGUGCCGCCGCCCCUAAAAACCACCUGCGGACACCCGCCCGGGGACGGUUUGGGUACAUCCCCAACAUGAUCAAUGCCACCGAGUUCUCGACUGUGCGCAACUCCUACGGCAUUCUCCAAGCCCCCUGGAACAACGACCCGACUCCGUUCCUCACGAGGAGCGACCACCUGAUGGGCUUCGUGAACCACCGGAAGCCCUCCGGGUGCCGGAGAUACCGGGAGGCCAUCAUGCAGACUAGCUGGAUGGCGCUGACGGAAUCUUUCAACGACGGCGCACACGGAGAGAUACAUGAGUUGCUCGGGGGGGCUUGGUCGUCGGAGGCCACGGCCUACUCCGAGAGGACGAGCGACCUCGUGCAGCCUUUCGUGCACGUGGCGGUGCCACUGCUGAAGAUGCUGUGGCGCACGGGGUACAUGCAGUGCCCGGAGACGUGCGCUCUCGACGUUACCCCUUGGGAGGACUGCGCAUGCACCUGCUCCGAGGAAAACUUCAACGGCAUGAACUCGUGGGAGGUCUUGCAAGACGCAGGAGUGCUGGCCGAAGGGUUCUUCUACGACAAGGACGGCGUUCUCAUCGAGGACCUCGUAGACAGCGACGGCAACGCCUUCGAUAUUCUUCCGGGAUACACCAAGGGGGAGACGGUGCAGAUCUACGACGAGAUGCUGCGGGCCUUGUGCAUCCCUAUGCGCGUCGGCACUCACUACGGCGCCACAAGCACCAACGACCCGACGUUCUGGUUGAUUCACCCGACGUUUGACAGGCUUUGGCAUUUGCGAAGGCUCGAGGUAAUGUCGAAGGACGACACGGUCUUCGACGAGACGUGGAUCCCAGACCACUUCUGCUACGGCCACAACCCCGACGACAUCCAGCCGUUCCGGAACCUGUUCCUGCAUGACAGUGUGGUUGAAGUCGAAGAACACGGGGGCAAAAAGAUUGAGAUCCCGAAGGCCUACUACACCAACAUGCAGCUGUAUGCCAUGCUCAAGCCGGACAAGAUGGACAGCCCUUACGUGUACGACAACUUCGAGUGGGGACACUGCGACGCGCAAGGCGUGUACAUCCACGGCUUCUGAACGGACAGAUGCUCGCGGCAUCGCCAGCAUGUUUGGGUCGCUACACGAGUCCGCUAGCUCUGGGCUGUCGAAUUUUUCACAGAAAGCAGGCACAGCGUUUGUUUUGCUAUUUUUGCAUUUUAGUCUCUAUCCCCAGGCAAAGUAUUGUGUCCCUUAUUUCCCAGCAGGGACAAGGAAUACCCAUAGGAGGGGGGAUUUGUCAUGAUUUUGACUUGGAAACCGGGAGGGCAGAGCAAGAUUCGCGCUCCAGGGGCUUUGGGAGGUAUACUUGAAUACUUUGAAAUUUUUUCCAUGUGGGGGGGGGGGGGGGGGG